Podarcis raffonei (Aeolian wall lizard) is the source of this 3169-nucleotide messenger RNA. RefSeq names its product A-kinase anchor protein 17B-like. Bases 251 to 2950 code for a protein of 899 amino acids. The record is from RefSeq and is a predicted model, not a curated record. Lineage: Eukaryota; Metazoa; Chordata; Lepidosauria; Squamata; Lacertidae. Gene Ontology annotation, molecular function: RNA binding. The transcript has 4 exons.
GUUUUAGGUCUAAAUGUGCCUCUAAUUUUAAUUCAGAAAAUAGUGUACUUGUCAGAAAUUUGGAAAACACAGGUCCAGCUUGAAAGAGGUGUGGUAUGAAUGACAGCUGUGUUUAAUGUCAUCUUGCACUGUUUGCAUGGUGCAAGCAGCUGACCCUGGUAACUAUGUAGAAUAUAAAGGAGCAUUCUUUAUUUGCUCUUUAUCAUAACUGCUCCUCUUUAAUUGUUUUUCUAAAGGACCUCUGGACAUCAUGAAUCACACUGUAGUAUAUGAUACCUCAGAAACUGUGGAGUUCUGUGCUUUUCAUCAACUCUUUCUUAUGCCAGUAGUGAAAAUGACAAUCUGUAUAGUGCUUCCAGAACCCACCGGACCUACCUACAUAGUCCCAAAGUGGGAAGUGAUUGAAAAGCUGAAGAAAAUGGUUUGUCCAGACCGGUUCGCCAGUGUUAAGGUUACCAAGAACACUAAGGGUUUCAUUCUGUGUGAGGGAGAGGCAGACACCAAUCGUGUGUUUUGUAGGCUGAAGGAGAAGCUUCAUGGCAAGAUGAUAAACCUCAGUGGCUUCAAAGAUGAUUUGCAAGUGGUUGUCAUGGAGCCACCUUCCAAUCCGCCAGCUCCUCAGGAGUUGGAACCCACUAGAGAAUUGCCAGAGGAAGACUUAGCAGAGCAAAGCAAGUAUAGUCCUGGUUGCAUCUAUUUGGAAGGAUUGCCAUGCAAAUGGUUUGCAGUGAAAGGCUCAGGUAGUGAAUCACCAAGGGAAGAUGUCUUGAGAGCAGUGUUUGAAAAUUUUGGGAAGAUCAAGAACAUAGAUAUCCCUAUGCUUGACCCUUAUAGAGAAGAAGUGGGAGGACGCAUGAAUAAUUUGACUUUGCGUUCCCUUUUGAACCUGCGGACAUUUGAAGCUUUUGUCCAGUACCAGGAGUCCACAUCUUGUUCAAAAGCUAUGGAGACAUUUAAGGGAAUGAAGCUGGUGUUUAAAGGGGAUGAUGGAAAAGCUCUUGCAUGUUACAUCAAGGUGACGUCUGAUACUACUGAUCAUUUCAGUGAUACUGCUGUAAAUCAGAGAAACCUGGAAAAAUCAACUCUGCGAGAACUAGAGAGAGAGCGAAAGAGGAAAGAAGACAGGGGGGGGAAACGGAUUGAAAGAAAACGACGCGAUGAUGAAGAAAAGAAAACUGGAGAAGGAAAGAGGAAGUAUAAGCACAAGAAACAUGGGCGAAGGGAGAUAGAUUGGGAUACAAAACGCCCAAGAAAGCAGCGGAAGGUAACAGAUGCGGAAGAUUUGUGGACAGAGAAGAUGCCCAAUUGGGAAGAGAAGAAACACGAUAUAGCUCAGAAAAGAGAGGAGUCCAUGAGGCUGCUUUCCCUGCUCUUAAACAAAGUAAAAGACGUUGCACAAGCAUCCGAGCAAAUAGGGGGCCCUCUGCUGAAUCUUGAAAUCAAAAGGGAGAAUUGCUCCUUUGCAUCUCAGAUACAGAAUGCACCAAAGGAACAAGUAAACUGCCUUGGGCAACAAGAGUCGAAGAAUAAGAGAGAAACCAAGUGUCAGUCACCUCAGUUGGCGGAUGCUUUUAUUGAGCAGCAGCAGCAGCAGCAGCAGCAGCAGCAGCAGCAGCACAUUCCAUUUAAGUUGCCUCCAUUACCUGAUCCGUUUUGGAGAAAUACUUUGAACAGGCCAGUCGCGGAAACCAUCACCACCUACGUAACACACGGCCCCCAUGACAGCCACUCGUUUGGGUGCUCCUCUAAAGCUUCCAGGGAGAGAGAAUUCAGGAAGCCCAAGGUAUAUGAAACUGAUGAAUUCACACAUUAUUUACUCAACUACUAUCAAACCCCAGAAUAUGCACGGGACUUUCCAAGGGUGGAUAACCCAGCGAAUAAGUCUCAGUGGCAGAGGGUGGUGUAUUUCAAUAAGGACAGCUUACAGAUUAACCUGCAGAACAAAGAUAGGCAGUGCAUGACGGAUUUGAUUUGUGUACCAAAUACCCAAGAGAAAAGCUCUAGACGUAGUGAUAACUGGAAAGUAAUGGAUGAGGAACCUGGGGUUAUGCCAAGAAGCCAGGCAUGUGCUAGGGAGUUUGCCAAAAACUAUCGGGGCAAAGAUCUGUCAAAUGAGGCUGAAGAAGGAACGCUGCGUGGUAAAUUGAAUAGUCGUGUCCUAGUAAGUGUAGCUCAUGAUAGAAAAUCUGAAGCAGAAGACACUGAAAUGGUGGCUAUGGCAUCACACAAGCUAGUUGGCCGUGUGAAUAAAUUGAAGGAUGUAUUGGAAGAGAUCAGCAGUGAUUCUGAAUCCUUCAGUGAGGCACUUAAUGAGUCACGAAGCAAAAAAGAAAGAAAAAAUGGUGGUGGCUGCAAGGUGUCACCCUUCGGUCAGAAAAUGGUGAGAGAUUUGUCGAUUUCUGUCCAAAAUGAUUGUUGUGGUACUCAAGGUAUUGAACGCAGCAAACACAGUUUCUUCUCACGCUCUGAGUACUGUGAUUCAGCAAGGCACUCCAAGCUAAAGCUUAGGACAACAUACAAAAGAGCCAGCAGCAAAGCAAGGGGUGAAGAACAAAGAGUCAAAUGGACAUCUAGUGAUGAGGAGAGGGAAGCUGAUCGGAAGAACAACAGAAAGAGAUAUUCUGGAAACAAUUUGUCUGAUGAUGAACCGCAGUUCUUUAAAGCAAACCAUUGUGAAAAGAUGGAGUCUCUUGGCAAGAUGUCCCAUCACAAAAUGAAAUGUAAAACUCAUCACAUCAUGCCAGAGGCAGUAAAAGCAAAAGAUGCCACCCAUUCGGGCGGGUCUCCUUUUCAAGAAGCUCACCCAAAGGCAGAUAAGGGGAAUGUAGACAUUAAUAAGACCGGUGAGAAUGGGUGCCAAAUAAAUGAAAAGCAGAGAAUUUUCAAGGCUAGCGCAAGAAGAGUGGUGCCAGGGCAGAAAGGAAAGGCGAGAGAAUUGGUGAGAUGGUGAAACAAGCAAGUGGGUGGAAUAGGAUGGGGGCAGCUUUCAGUUUUUGGAAGCCCUUUUUGGUGUUAAUGAGCAGCUCCUGCAACGGGGACAUUCUUCACUCCAGGAGGUUUUGCUGCAACUCCUGGUGUUCAGGGGACUUGCUGUUAAGAAAAUAGGUGGAAACAGAUUCCUGAAGGACGCCCUUUGUUUCCUGUCAAAACAAUUCAAUCCAUAUGCAGA